AUGCUGUCCUUAGCACUGUUCUACAUUUUAGCUGUUAUUUGCUCUGCCAGACGGACGCAUGCUCUACCACUGUAUCCAGACGCAAGCUUGGAACCUCAAGAAGAGCUGAUCCAGAAGUUGGUGGCGGAGGUGGAGGAUGGAGAGAACGCUGAGCUGACUGACCAGAGAGAGGUGAAGAAUCUCUACCCUCUCCUGAUGCAGCGCAAUGCUAAAGAUUCUGUGCAGCAGGAUACAUUUGUCAACAUGGUUGACGAUCUGAAGGCGGUGGUCUUGAAGCUCGCUGCAGCCGACAAGCUUCGCUCUCAGGGCUUCCUUCGGUCUGAGCAGAAUUUGCCGAAAACCAACAAGAGAGCAUGCUUCUGGAAAUACUGUGUGACAAACUAG
Molecule: messenger RNA, 384 nt
Organism: Salvelinus namaycush (lake trout)
Lineage: Eukaryota; Metazoa; Chordata; Actinopteri; Salmoniformes; Salmonidae
Gene: urp1
Product: urotensin-related peptide 1
Exons: 5
Coding region: 1-384 (127 amino acids)
Biological process (GO): regulation of blood pressure; blood vessel diameter maintenance
Cellular component (GO): extracellular region
Molecular function (GO): hormone activity
Source: RefSeq, a predicted model, not a curated record